GGGGAGCGGGCUCGGCCGCACCUGGGGCCGGAGCCCCCGUGCGUCUCCCCCUGCGCCGCCCCGGGCUGCGCCCCGCGCCCGGAGGAUGCCCUGGAGGGGGCGUCUUUCCUCAAGCAACGCUGCGCUCACCCCGAACCCUAGCCGCUCCUCCUAGGCACCGCGCAUUGUUUUCCCCCUCGGGGCGAAGUAACUUUUGCCUUCCCGCCUCCCCCCAGUCCUGGGGACCAGAGGCGGCGCCGAGCCUGGGGGCGGUUCCUUGGCAGCGCUGAUUCGAGUCUGAGCCAGACUUUGGGUCCUGGGCUUGGUUUGCAUCAUCCCCAUCACACCCCUGGAGAGCAGCGCCCGCCCUGCUCCGCAGCCUCGGCUUCCGGCGCCCCCCGCCCCUGCCGCCCCUUCCCCUGCGCCCGCGCCUCGCCCCGGCGUUUUACCAUCCUCUCCCCCGCUCCGCAGCGCUUUCCUCCUGCUCCCUCCUGUCGUCCAUUUGUCGUUUGAUGUUCCCCACUCUUUUGAGGAAGGAUGGUUGAUCUGGAGAGCGAAGUGCCCCCUCUGCCUCCCAGGUACAGGUUUCGAGAUCUGCUGCUAGGGGACCAAGGAUGGCAAAACGACGACAGGUCUCUCCAAAAUGAACAUGGUGAAAAUCACUUAGUACAUAAAUUGAUGUCAUUCAUUAUCAGUGUUGUGUCUGAAAUGAUGGAAGACAAAACAUCAUGUUACUUGUUGAAAACUCUGGGAAGAAAACUUGGGAGAGGCAUAAAAAGAGUACAAGUUGAAUUCUAUAUGAACGAAAACACAUUUAAAGAGAGAUUAAAGUUAUUUUUCAUUAAAAACCAGAGAUCAAGUCUAAGAAUACGCCUGUUCAAUUUUUCUCUCAAGUUAUUAAGCUGCUUAUUGUACAUAAUCCGAGUACUACUAGAAAAUCCUUCACAAGGAAAUGAAUGGUCUCACAUCUUUUGGGUGAACAGAAGUCUACCUUUAUGGGGCUUACAGGUCUCAGUGGCAUUGAUAAGUCUGUUUGAAACCCUACUCCUUGGUUAUCUCAGUUAUAAGGGAAACAUCUGGGAACAGAUUUUACGAAUACCCUUCAUCUUGGAAGUAAUUAAUGCGGUUCCCUUCAUUAUUUCAAUAUUCUGGCCUUCAUUAAGGAAUCUAUUUGUCCCAGUCUUUCUAAAUUGUUGGCUUGCCAAACAUGCCUUGGAAAAUAUGAUUAAUGAUCUGCACAGAGCCAUUCAGCGAACACAGUCAGCAAUGUUUAAUCAAGUUUUGAUUUUGAUAUCUACAUUACUAUGCCUUAUCUUCACCUGCAUUUGUGGAAUCCAACAUCUGGAACGAAUAGGAAAGAAGCUGAAUCUGUUUGAUUCCCUUUAUUUCUGCAUUGUGACGUUUUCCACUGUGGGUUUUGGUGAUGUCACUCCUGAAACAUGGUCCUCCAAGCUCUUUGUCGUUGCUAUGAUCUGUGUUGCUCUUGUGGUUCUACCAAUACAGUUUGAACAGUUGGCAUAUUUGUGGAUGGAGAGACAAAAGUCAGGUGGAAAUUAUAGUCGACAUAGAGCACAGACUGAAAAACAUGUUGUUCUGUGUGUCAGUUCCCUGAAGAUUGAUUUGCUCAUGGAUUUUUUAAAUGAAUUCUAUGCUCACCCAAGACUACAGGAUUAUUAUGUGGUGAUUUUGUGUCCUACUGAAAUGGAUGUACAAGUUCGAAGGGUAUUACAAAUUCCAAUGUGGUCCCAAAGAGUCAUCUACCUUCAAGGUUCAGCCCUUAAAGAUCAAGAUCUACUGAGAGCAAAGAUGGAUGAUGCUGAAGCCUGCUUUAUUCUGAGCAGCCGCUGUGAGGUGGACAGAACAUCAUCUGAUCACCAAACUAUUUUAAGAGCUUGGGCCGUAAAAGAUUUUGCUCCCAAUUGCCCUUUGUAUGUCCAGAUACUAAAGCCUGAAAAUAAAUUCCAUAUCAAAUUCGCUGAUCAUGUUGUUUGUGAAGAAGAGUUUAAAUACGCCAUGUUAGCUUUAAACUGUAUAUGCCCUGCCACAUCUACACUUAUUACACUACUGGUCCAUACCUCUAGAGGGCAGGAAGGCCAGCAAUCACCAGAACAAUGGCAGAAGACAUAUGGCAGGUGCUCUGGGAAUGAAGUGUACCACAUUGUUUUAGAAGAAAGCACAUUUUUUGCUGAAUAUGAAGGAAAAAGUUUCACAUAUGCCUCUUUCCAUGCCCAUAAAAAGUUUGGUGUCUGCUUGAUUGGUGUUAGGAGGGAGGAUAAUAAAAACAUUUUGCUGAAUCCAGGUCCUCGAUACAUUAUGAAUGCAACAGACAUAUGCUUUUAUAUUAAUAUUACCAAAGAAGAGAACUCAGCAUUUAAGAACCAAGACCAGCAGCGAAAAAACAAUGUAUCAAGGUCGUUUUAUCAUGGACCUUCCAGGUUACCUGUACAUAGCAUAAUUGCCAGCAUGGGUACCGUGGCCAUAGAUUUACAAGACACGAGUUGUAGAUCAGCAAGUGGUCCCACGCUGUCUCUUCCUGUAGAGGGAAGCAAAGAAAUAAGAAGACCCAGCAUUGCUCCUGUUUUAGAGGUGGCAGACACAUCAUCAAUUCAAACAUGCGAUCUUCUAAGUGACCAAUCAGAAGAUGAAACUGCACCAGAUGAAGAAGUUUCUUCAAACUUAGAGUAUGCUAAAGGCUACCCACCUUAUUCGCCAUAUAUAGGAAGUUCACCUACUUUUUGUCAUCUCCUCCAUGAAAAAGUGCCAUUUUGCUGCUUAAGACUAGACAAGAGUUGCCAGCAUAACUACUAUGAGGAUGCAAAAGCCUAUGGAUUCAAAAAUAAACUUAUUAUAGUUGCAGCUGAAACAGCUGGAAAUGGAUUGUAUAAUUUUAUUGUUCCUCUCAGGGCAUAUUAUAGACCAAAGAAAGAACUUAAUCCCAUAGUACUGCUACUGGAUAACCCGCCAGAUAUGCAUUUUCUGGAUGCAAUCUGUUGGUUUCCAAUGGUUUACUACAUGGUGGGCUCUAUUGACAACCUAGAUGAUUUGCUCAGGUGUGGAGUGACGUUUGCUGCCAACAUGGUGGUGGUGGACAAAGAGAGCACCAUGAGUGCCGAGGAGGACUACAUGGCAGAUGCCAAAACCAUCGUCAAUGUGCAGACUCUUUUCAGGUUGUUCUCCAGUCUCAGUAUUAUUACAGAGCUUACUCACCCAGCUAACAUGAGAUUCAUGCAAUUCAGAGCCAAAGACUGUUACUCACUUGCUCUUUCAAAACUGGAAAAGAAAGAACGAGAGAGAGGUUCUAAUUUAGCUUUUAUGUUUCGACUGCCUUUCGCUGCUGGAAGAGUGUUUAGCAUCAGUAUGUUGGACACACUUCUAUACCAGUCAUUUGUGAAGGAUUAUAUGAUUUCUAUCACCAGACUUCUGUUGGGACUGGACACAAUACCAGGAUCGGGGUUUCUUUGUUCUAUGAAAAUCACUGAGGAUGACUUAUGGAUCAGAACAUAUGCCAGACUUUAUCAGAAGUUGUGUUCUUCUACUGGAGAUGUUCCCAUUGGAAUCUACAGAACUGAGUCUCAGAAACUUACUACAUCUGAGUCUCAAAUAUCUAUUAGUGUGGAAGAGUGGGAAGAUACCAAAGACUCCAAAGAGCAAGGGCACCACCGUAGCAACCACCGCAACUCGACCUCCAGUGACCAGUCAGAUCAUCCCUUGCUGAGGAGAAAGAGCAUGCAGUGGGCUCGAAGACUGAGCAGGAAAGGUCCAAAGCACUCUGGUAAAACAGCUGAAAAAAUAACCCAGCAGCGACUGAACCUCUACAGGAGGUCAGAAAGACAAGAACUUGCUGAACUUGUGAAAAAUAGAAUGAAACACUUGGGUCUUUCUACAGUAGGAUAUGAUGAAAUGAAUGAUCAUCAAAGCACCCUCUCCUACAUCCUGAUUAACCCAUCUCCAGAUACUAGGCUUGAACUAAAUGAUGUUGUAUACUUAAUCAGACCUGAUCCGCUGUCCUACCUCCCAAAUAGUGAACCCAGCCGGAAAAACAGCAUCUGCAAUGCCACUGGUCAAGAUUCUCGGGAGGAAACCCAGCUUUGAUAGCAAGAAAAUAAGAGACAUUUUUUUUUACUCCUAUGAGGAUCUUGCUUGAAAAACUAACAUGUUGCUGCCAUUGAAAGAAAGUAGAUUAGAAUGUAUUCAAUUCUCUCAUAUCUAAAAAGUAAAUCUAUUCUCUUAGAAGUAUAGACCAAUUUAAAACUUAAUGUACCAUUUAAUGGUACUUCCCUUGUUAAUAUUGAAAAGAAUGAUUCUGAAAACCUAAAUUAAAAAACAAAAAUUGAAUUCUGAUAUUUGAUGUUUGAGUAUAGUCCGAACUGUACAAAACUAAUUUUAAAAAAUUAUUACAGUUUUCUUAAAGUAAAAAUUCUAACAAUAUUUGGUAUACCACAGUAGACAUAGAAGAUUGUUGCUCCUGGUAACACUUAAAUGUGUCAUAUUAUGUUCUUUAAACUUGCUGUUUUAUGAAAUUGAGCUCAUCAUAAAUGCCUAGUCUUCUCUAUAUAGGGAUUAAUCAAUAAAUUUAUAUGGCUGAAUUUUGUGUGAAAAUUAUAGUUUGCUUUAUAAUAUACAUUGUUAUUUUAACUUUUUUUCUUGUCUUUUCAUUUAAUGCCAUAUUCAUUUUAGAAUUUCAGAUGUUCAUAGCAUGUUUAAUAAACAAAAAGAUAUAUUCAGUUCCCUGAGCUUUUUGGUAACUUAAUACUUAACAAACAUUUUAUGCCAAGAAAGUGUACUAAAAGUCAAAUAUCUACUGUUCUCCUAAAGAAAAUGCCUAGCAUGGAGAAAAUAUUGAAUGCAUAUUCGUGAAUUUUAAUAUAAGAACUGAAACUUUAACUGGAUUUCUGAAAUAUGCAGUAAUAAUUUUCAUUUGACUCUUGAGUUUUAACAAUUUUCUUGUAUCUCUAUAGCAAAUUUACAUUAGAAAAAUAAUUUAAUAUUGAAUGGAGAAUAUUUAUACUUUUAUGGACUACAAAGACACUUUAAAACCUUAAAUAUCUUACUUAUAUCUUUGCUAUUGAAGUAAUCACACUCAAAAACAAUCUGUGAAAAAUUUCAAUUUAAUUUGAAAAACCUUCUAUACUAUAAAUUCUAUAGGAUCUGUAUUAUAACAUUGGGAGGAAAAGUAUUUAAAAUAGCACUUCUUGCCUUUUAAAUUUAAUAUUAAUCAUUCCAAAUUUGACAGUUGUAAAUAUAUAAACUAAAUCUUGAGGAUAUUAACAAUUUUUCUGAAUUAUUUUUGCUUCUCCUAUGUAGACUAAAAAGCACAAGAGAAAGUACACAUAGCUUUCAGAUAAUAGUAUAGUCAAGUGUUCCCAUAGAAAUAUUGGAAAUUUCAAAAGAUGUUUUUCUUCUAACUGUAUGUUAUUUUAUUUUAUUUUAUGUUAAUUCCCUGAGAUUGACAGUUUUACUUCAUAAAAGUAAGACAUAUUAGAAAAAGACAUUUUUGUCCUUUCUUUUCAUAAUGAAAAAGAAUGUUUGAAUGGGAAUAGAAUUAUUAAAAUGAUAAAAGAAAUUUAAUGUUUUCCCAAUUAUUAUGCAGAAAAAAAUGUAAAACAUGCAACAUGAAAUUGAACAUUAUAACCAUCACAUAAUUUGGCCCUACAAAUAUGAAAUGUCAUUGCUUUCCAAUGUUUCACAUUACUCACAUUUUAGAAUAACAAGAACACCAGGGAUUUCAUCUAAAAUAGAUUAAAACUCAUUUUAGUUUUAUUUGGUCUUCUUUGAUCUGUCAGAAAAAAGGGAAAAAAAUAAAAGGUUACUUAAAGUUGGAAGCAUGCCUUAAAAUUUAAAAAUUGUUUGCAUAUGUGUAUAUGUUUGAAAUGUAAAAUGCAUUUGACAAGCAUUCUUAGCAUAUAUUGGUAAAAUUGAAGGUGGAAAAGAGUGAAUGUAAUAGGGAAAAAUUGAAUUUAUUGAACUUGCUUUUGUUAUUUGCACACCAUUAAUGAAGUAUGAUCUUUCUUUGAGUUGGCUUUUUUUUUAUCAUCGUUACAGUCAUUUUUAGGAAUUAAUGUAGAAUUUUACAUAUCUGUUUUCCCCACAAGAUCUAUAAUUUAGUAUUUUUACAUUAUGACAGGUAAGACUAGGAUUUUAAGCUAGAAUACGGUUAUAUUUCCUAUAGAAUUAAAAUUUUUCUUUCAUAAAUUUUAAAAAUUAUUUUUGAUUAUGAGCAUAUUAGUCCAAAUUUAAUAUUUGACAAAAUUCAUACCAGCUUGCUAUAAUGAUGAUAGUUUAUUAGUCUUUCUGAUUCUUUAAAAAUAAAACAUGCUUAUAAAAGACUUUUAACAAACUGUUGCCUUUUUAAAACAAUUAUACUUGCACAUGAAAUAUAAAGUUAAUAAUUGUUCUGUAGCCCUAGGGGAAUUGGUUCAGUUUAUUGCUAUGUAACAUUUUGCUACCAGUUAUACUGAAUUGCUUUGAAAUAAAUAAUAAUAAAAUUAUUUCUGAUGAUGAACA
Cavia porcellus (domestic guinea pig) is the source of this 6483-nucleotide messenger RNA. It is a transcript of the gene Kcnt2, whose product is annotated as potassium sodium-activated channel subfamily T member 2. Gene Ontology annotation, molecular function: outward rectifier potassium channel activity; intracellular sodium-activated potassium channel activity. Bases 517 to 4071 code for a protein of 1184 amino acids. Lineage: Eukaryota; Metazoa; Chordata; Mammalia; Rodentia; Caviidae. Gene Ontology annotation, cellular component: plasma membrane. The transcript is spliced from 29 exons. Gene Ontology annotation, biological process: potassium ion transmembrane transport. The record is from RefSeq and is a predicted model, not a curated record.